AUGACAACCACACAAAAUGCCACCUGCUCUGUCAAAAACUCUAAAUCUUUAGAACAACAAUCUCAAAAUAUUCAACAAUCUCAACCAAUCAAAUACGUUCAUACCACUUGGACUGCAUCGUUUGUUGAAACUAAAAACCCAAUCAAUAAUGGUAAUUUGGAUUUAGGCGGUUCUGAUUUUCAUAAUUCUAACAAUGCCAUUACAAAUUUCAAUACGAUGAACUACUCUUAUAUCGACCCUGAUGAAGGUGAAGAUAUGAUUGUUGAUUUGAAUUCAGGUUCAUUAACUCCAAUCAAUUUAAACACUUGGACUUUGCUCAAUGAUGUUACUGACAAAUUCCAUGACUUAUAG
Messenger RNA from Henningerozyma blattae CBS 6284, 351 nucleotides. RefSeq lists its product as uncharacterized. The coding region runs from base 1 to 351 and encodes 116 amino acids. The transcript has a single exon. Lineage: Eukaryota; Fungi; Ascomycota; Saccharomycetes; Saccharomycetales; Saccharomycetaceae. The record is from RefSeq and is a predicted model, not a curated record.